CUGGACCUCGAGCGGCGUGCGGAAGCGGCUUUCCCCUCUCCCCUCCCCCGUCAGCACGCGUGCGUCAGGCCGGGCGAUAUCGCGGGUGAAGAGGAGGACGCGGUAUUCUAGCCCCCUCCGAUGCGCUCCGGACACUGCCCGAAUAGCUUCGGGAGAGCGGGGAGGGCAGAUGCGCGACGCAGGAGUUAAAUUGGGGGAGGGGCAGGAGUUCUUUAGUUGAUGGCGCGCUUGCACGUUUGCAUCUUUUUUGUGGAAGGGAUCAGUCACGAGAAGGAAAUAUACAUGUCCUCUAAAACAGGAGGUGCCUUGCACCUUAGUAUUCCAGACCCUUUACAAAUUUGAAAAUCUUGAGAGUCACCAUAUAGGUCAAACCUCGGUACACAAACCAAGGACCAAAGCCCCAGACUCAGGGAUGCUGAGUGUGGUCCGUUAACCGUUAUCACCAAGGCAACCAAGCGUCUCGAGCCUACCAACCGCCUAUUUCCGUCAACUACUUCUGCGCACACGCGAACCGCCCUCCCGCCCUCCCCGAAGUUUCCUGAGAACGCGUUUCACACGAGAUGUGACCUGCGGGAUGCUCCGUAGUCAGGGAUGUAGCAGAGCGGAAGGUACAGAAGGACUUUGGAUUGCGAUUGGUUCGCAAGUCGUGUUCCCGGAAUUCAGUCAGCGCCGCGCGAAGGCUGAAGGGAGCGGGGCGGUGGGACCUUGUGUCGAGCCGCCAGCAGCACCCGGGACUUGGAGUGCCGGUAUGCCUCGGUAUGCGCAGCUGGUCAUGGGCCCGGCAGGCAGCGGGAAGAGCACCUACUGUGCCACCAUGGUCCAGCACUGUGAAGCCCUCAAUCGAUCUGUCCAAGUUGUGAACCUAGAUCCUGCAGCAGAACACUUCAACUACUCUGUGAUGGCUGACCAGCUUUCUCCGCUUCAGGUGGCCCAGCAAAGUGCCUCCAACUUCAGGUUCACAUCCCUUUCUGGUCCAGACAUUCGAGAGCUGAUCGAGGUGGAUGAUGUCAUGGAGGAUGACUGUCUGCGGUUUGGUCCCAAUGGAGGAUUGGUAUUUUGCAUGGAAUACUUUGCCAAUAAUUUUGACUGGCUAGAGAACUGUCUUGGCCACGUAGAGGAUGACUAUAUCCUUUUUGACUGUCCAGGUCAGAUUGAGCUGUAUACGCACCUGCCUGUGAUGAAACAACUAGUCCAGCAACUGGAACAGUGGGAGUUCCGAGUCUGUGGAGUUUUUCUCGUUGACUCUCAGUUCAUGGUGGAGUCAUUCAAGUUCAUCUCUGGCAUCUUGGCAGCCCUGAGUGCCAUGAUCUCUCUAGAAAUUCCACAAGUUAACAUCAUGACAAAAAUGGAUCUGCUGAGCAAGAAAGCUAAAAAGGAAAUUGAAAAGUUUCUAGAUCCAGACAUGUAUUCUUUAUUAGAUGAUUCUGCAAGUGACUUAAGAAGCAAAAAGUUCAAAAAAUUGACUAAAGCUAUAUGUGGACUGAUUGAUGACUACAGCAUGGUUCGAUUUUUACCUUAUGAUCAGUCAGAUGAAGAAAGCAUGAACAUUGUGUUACAGCAUAUUGAUUUUGCCAUUCAGUAUGGAGAAGACUUAGAAUUCAAAGAACCAAAGGAACAUGAAGAUGAGUCUUCUUCUAUGUUUGAUGAAUAUUUUCAAGGACACCAGAAUGAAUGAAGAAUUUUUAAAACAGUAACCAUAUAUGUGAAGCACUGUGGCUGAACCAGCAAGACAUUGUUCUCUUCAAAGGAUGCAGUACUAGAAAGCUACUUAUUUUAAUGAAAAAAGUAAUACUUGGCUCUUUAGCAGCAGCAUGCCUGAAUCAAGUUCUAGUUAUUCUUCAAUGGCUGGUGUUUCUGGUGGAAUCUUUUAGUAUC
This is a messenger RNA of Lynx canadensis (Canada lynx), 1875 nucleotides long. RefSeq names its product GPN-loop GTPase 3 (gene GPN3). Lineage: Eukaryota; Metazoa; Chordata; Mammalia; Carnivora; Felidae. The transcript has 9 exons. Bases 575 to 1675 code for a protein of 366 amino acids. The record is from RefSeq and is a predicted model, not a curated record. Gene Ontology annotation, molecular function: GTPase activity.